This is a messenger RNA of Salvelinus sp. IW2-2015, 1491 nucleotides long. The record is from RefSeq and is a predicted model, not a curated record. NCBI's taxonomy places the organism in Eukaryota, Metazoa, Chordata, Actinopteri, Salmoniformes, Salmonidae.
UCUCUAAUACUCGCCUUCUGUUCUUCCAUUUCUCUCCUCCAUCUAUUUAUCUAUCCUCUCUCUCUCAGUCAUACUACAGGUCAGUCUCGGGUCAGGUGAGGAGGAUGGUUUCAGACUCUGCCUCCUCUCUCUCAUCCCUCCUUUCUGAGUCACACAGGGAUGAGGUCACCAGUGGUAGUCAUGACGACCCCUUGACCCGUUGCUAUGGUGCCCUCAACGAGCACCUGGUGUGUCGCUACAACUGCAUUUUAUUGGACAGGUGGGUAUCAGUGUGGUUGGAUGCCUUUGCAGGACUGGUUCUGUUCCUGGUCUCUGUGACUCUACUGGACUCUGAGGUAGACCCCAGUACUGUAGGACUGGUCCUGACUUACACCCUCAGCCUGAGAGAGGUUCUUCAUCUCCUGGUCCAAGCCAGCUGUGGCGUAGAGAGCAGUGCUGGUGCCAUCCAGAAGAUGGACCAACACGCACACAUGGAGAGAGAGCCCCCCUGGUCUGUGCCCUGUAGAGCACCCCCUAGCUGGCCAGAGGAGGGAGUGGUGGAGUUCAGGAGCUAUCAGACAGAGCUUAACCCAUCACCCGCUGAACUGUCUUUCUGCACCCGGACCAGAGAGAAGGUUGGUGUGGUGAGCAGAUCAGGAGCAGAGCUGGACGCCAUAACCAGUUCUCUGUUCCGAUUGGUGGAGGGCCGAAGGGGCGUGUUGAUGAUUGACGGUGUAGACAUCUCUAGUGUGGGACUCCACGACCUUCGCAGCCGGUUGGCGGUCAUAGCUCGGGUUCCAACCCUGUUCUCCUGUUCACUGCGCUCUAACCUGGACCCCUGGGGUUGCCAUGGGGAUGCCCAGGUGUGGGAGGCACUGGAGAGGUGCCACCUGAAGGAAAGGGUCAGCUUGCUGCCAGGACAGCUCCUCUACCCACUACACCACGGGGGGGCCGGGCUCAGCUCCAGUGAGAGGAGGCUGCUGUGUGUGUGUCGUGCCCUGUUGAAGGGCUGUGUUGUCCUGGUAGUGGAGGACCCUGUUCCUCCUGUAGACAUCCACACUGAGAGGCUGCUCCAGAGCAUCAUACACACACACUUCUCCCACUGCACCGGACUGUAUCUAACACAGAACCCUGGGAACGUCACACACACUGACAGGGUGUUGGUGUUAGAUGGGGGACGUGUAGCUGAGUUUGACUGCGCCUCUGCUCUCCUCCAGAGGGGGGCACUGUUCUCCCAGCUGCUCUCUGAGACACAUAGACACCAAGACACAGAAGAAGAGUGAAGAGUGAGGGUGGAAGUUGGUAUUAGGAACAGAACUAGGAUCAUUUUACCCAUGAUCAUAAUGAUGCUGGACUAGCUGUUUGAGUUUGCUCAGUUGUUUAAAGCAUGGGGUUUCAACACCAGAGUAAUAACACCAGAGUUGUGGGUUUCAACACCAGAGUAAUAACACCAGAGUUGUGGGUUUCAACACCAGAGUAAUAACACCAGAGUGGUGGGUUUCAACACCAGAG